Prunus avium (sweet cherry) is the source of this 834-nucleotide messenger RNA. NCBI's taxonomy places the organism in Eukaryota, Viridiplantae, Streptophyta, Magnoliopsida, Rosales, Rosaceae. The record is from RefSeq and is a predicted model, not a curated record.
AUGUUAGCGUAUGGGUCAUCUGCUGAUCAGGUCGAUGAGGUUGUCCAUAUGGAGAAGUCCACUAUUUUGGAGGCCUUGGUGCGAUUCUGUGAUGCAGUGGAAACUCUGUACACCAGGGACUACCUGCGCAGACCUACGCCCAGGGACCUACAACGGCUUCUACAAAAAGCUGAGAUUCGAGGAUUUCCUGGAAUGAUUGGCAACAUUGACUGCAUGCACUGGCAAUGGAAAAAUUGUCCAAUUGCUUGGCAAGGGGAUUACGGAAACAGGAAAGGGCAGAAAUCAAUCAUCCUUGAAGCAGUUGAUGGAUUCGAUACAUGGGUUUGGCAUGCCUUCUUCGGAGUUGUCGGAUCUCAAAACGAUUUGAACGUCCUUGGUCAAUCCCCGGUGUUUAAUGAUGUAUUGAGUGGUGAAGCCCCAAAUGUCACCUAUGAAAUCAAUCAUACCGUCUACCAAAAUGGGUAUUAUCUAGCUGACGGCAUCUACCCAAGGUGGACCACAUUUGUCAAAUCAAUUCCACAUCCCCGAUCCCAUAAGCAAAAAUUAUUUGCUACUUAUCAAGAGGGUUACAGAAAAGAUGUGGAGAGGUGCUUUGGUAUCCUCCAAGCGCGAUGGGCUAUUAUUAGGGGUGCGGCGCGUCUAUUUGAUGAAGAGGUGCUUAGGAGCAUAAUGAUGACUUGUAUCAUCCUCCACAAUAUGAUUGUGGAGGAUGAGUAUGAUUAUCUAGCUGAUGAAGUGUAUGAGGCAGAUCCCAUGAACACGCCCUUGACACGAAUUUAUGAAAAACCCAUGGGGCCAAAUGGAGAACCAGUGCAACAUGAACCGUUGGUUUGA